AUUUGGUUCUGCUCUUGAUUUCAAAAGCUUUAUGUUGUAACAUUUCUAGAUACAAAGAGGAAAAAGAUGGCUCAGCGACGACAUGUUCAAGAAACAAUGCGAAGAUUAAAUUUGAAUGCCUCGCCCCCGCCGCCAACUGAAGACAAAGACGACCGAUUCAGACGCGAGUUGGAAGAGAAACAAAACAAUGAACAUUACCAGAAAAUGCAGGAAAUUAGAAAAAAACUACCAGUUUAUGAUAAUGCAAAGCUCAUCUGUGGCACGAUAGCAGCCAGGAAGAACCAGGUUGUGGUGAUCAGCGGGGAGACGGGCUGUGGGAAAAGUACUCAGGUGCCUCAGUUUAUCCUUGAUGAUUACAUCAUGAAUGGUAUGGGGUCACACUGCCGUAUUGUGUGUACCCAGCCGAGACGGAUUAGCACCAUAAAUUUAGCGCACCGCGUUGCUGAGGAAAGAGCAGAAAGAUGUGGUGGAGAUAACAGCAGUGUUGGAUACCAAAUAAGGCUUGAGGCUGAAAAACCCAGAGAGAAUGGGUCCAUCCUGUUCUGUACAACUGGAAUCAUGCUAAAAAGACUAGAAUCUGACAAGUACCUGGACAGGGUGUCUCACCUCAUUCUAGACGAAAUUCACGAGCGUGAUAUCAACUCUGAACUGCUGCUGAUUAUCAUGAAGGAAAUUCUACCGCACCGAGAGAACAUGAAACUCAUCUUAAUGAGCGCAACACUGAGAGCAGAACUAUUUUCUCAGUAUUACAAUAACUGUCCUAUGUUGGAGAUACCUGGGAGAAUCUACCCUGUCCAGGAAUACAACUUGGAGGAUGUGGUGGAGAUGAUCAGCUACAACCAUCGUACAGAAUAUAGACCUGCCCCACGCAAACCUGAACGGCGGGCAUUUGAAGCUUGGCUACACAGUCUCGACCCAGUCAAAUAUUCUGAUACGACAAAAAGGAUUGUCGAUGAGCUUUCAAGUAGCAACGAUAUCGCUCUUCAUCUCGUCAAGGAACUCAUCAGAUACAUCUCCCAGACGCAGGGCGAUGGCGCGAUCCUCGUCUUUAUGCCCGGUUGGGGUCCAAUGGCUGAGCUCCAGGACAUGAUGAUGAAAGAACAGCUGUUCAAAUCGGAUUGUUUUGUUUUUCACCUUAUGCAUAGUGGAUUGAUGUCCACUGAGGAUCUCCAGAAGGCCUUUGAAUGUCCAGCGGAGGGAGUGCGGAAAGUUGUCAUUGCGACCAACGUGGCAGAAACCAGUCUUACAAUAGAUGAUAUUGUGUACGUCAUUGACUGUGGCAAAGUGAACUUGAAAAUGUAUGAAGUUCGACGGAAUCUCUCCGAGUUGAGGACGGUACCGAACUGCCUCGCUAACUGCCGGCAGAGAAAGGGGCGGGCAGGAAGACUAAGGCCUGGUGUUUGCUACUACCUGUUUACGAGUUUUGAGCAUAAACGACUCAAAGAGUACCAUGAGCCAGAGAUCCUGCGAAUCCGAUUGGAGGAAUUGUGCUUACAGAUAAAGUUAUUGAGGCCCGACGACAAGAUCAUCCCAUUCCUAGACAAUGCAAUGAAGGCACCUCCACGCAGCACAGUUGAGAAGUCUAUCGAGCUCCUCUUCCAAUUGAAUGCUUUUGAAGGUGACGAAAAGCUCACCCCUCUGGGCACUCAAUUGGCUCAAAUGCCUGUCAACCCGCAGAUAAGCAAGAUGAUCGUAUUUGCAGCAGUGUUCUGUUGUCUUGAUCCGAUCCUUACAGUGGCAGCAUGUAUUGACUAUAAGUCGCCAUGUUACAUGCCAAAGGCGGAAGAUCAGAGACUUGAAGCUGACAAAAAGAAGCGAAUUCUAGCCCGAGGAACCCACAGUGACCACCUGAUGUUUAUCAACGCGUAUAACGGAUGGUGUGAAGCCAAGCGGCAUGGAAAUUCAAAGGAUUUCUGCAAGGAAUUCUUUCUUUCGCCGAACAUCUUGAAGGAGCUGAAGAAACGGCGGACCCAGUUUGCAGACAUUCUGGUUGAACAAGGCUUCAUUAAUUCAGCAGAAGACGAAGACGCAAAUGUCAACAUGGAGAACGAGAAUCUUCUACGAGCUGUCCUCUGUGUUGGCUUGUACCCAAAUGUGGGGUUAAUAAACACUCAGAGGAGGGUUGAGGCAUUAGGGGCGCAUUACUAUAAAGUCAUAACAUAUGGAGAAGAAGUUAAAUUGGCUAAAAAGUCUGUUAAUUGUGACCAGCCAAUUCCAGAACCUUUCAUAGUUUAUUUCGAGAUGAUGAAAACUUCUAAGAUCUUCAUUUUUGACUCCACCGGUAUCUCGCUUAACCCGCUGAUAUUCUUUGGAAGAGAUCUACAGAUCAAGAGUCGCACCAAAGACGAAAAUAUCAAUAUGGCGGUCGAUAAUUGGACCCAGUUUGAAACGACUGUAGAGAAAGCCUUGGAAUUACAGAACCUCCGCCAAGCGCUCUGGAGUGUUCUCGGGAAGAAGUUCAACAACCCCGGGCCAACAGAUUGGAGUGAGAUGGAGGAGGAGGGUCAAGUCAUGAAGAAAGUCCUUCGCUUUAUUACGGAAGAUGUCUCAGUGGCUGUUGGUGACGAGGCAGACGGGGCUGGGAUGUAUUAGUGCAAAAUGAGUCAGUUUAUGUCGGACUGGGAUCCAAAUCCUGAUCCUACCUUGAUAGAUGGAUAUCUGAUGACGUCACAAAAGUGCAUUGAUUCAGACAUUUUCUGCUCUGUACGGUUUAUUUCUCUACCAUUUGUAGCGAAAUCUUCUUAUUGUUAAACUGUAAUUGUGUCCACCUCCUCAGGUGCAAGGUAUGAAUGAGAAAUACCCUGAAUCAAAAUGGCCCAUCUGAGUGACCCCCAAAAUGACCAUUAGGCUUUAACUGACAAUCCUUAACCGUAUAGUCCUGUAGUUCGGUUUGGAAGCUCCAACUAGAGUCCCAAUGAAUGGACUAUAAAGUGUAUAAACGGAUGGUGUAUCAUAAAGAGAGUGUAAAUAAUUGUAUCCAAACCCACUGUGAUAUUUAUUUACUUAAUUGUAUGUAUGAGGAGAAGUGGUAAUACAUUUUGUAUUGUUUUCUCAAUGAAAUGAUUAUCAGCAGGCCCUCUCAAUUGUCAACAGGCCUUUUAGAAACACAUUAGGUUCCAUCAUAGCAAAUUGGCUCAAUCAGUCUUCAGGAGGGAUAAAUAAUUUUGUAACAAGUAUUCGUUCUGCAAAAACAAGGGAGUUUGAAGUUGUCUCAUGUGUGUUUGUCUAAUGUACAUUUUUGUAUUAUGUGUGUAUGUAUGCUAAUUAUAUCCUUCCAACUGUCUAAUGCAAUAAAAUGGAAAUGGAAUGUA
Messenger RNA from Lineus longissimus, 3311 nucleotides. RefSeq names its product ATP-dependent DNA/RNA helicase DHX36-like. Gene Ontology annotation, molecular function: ATP binding; DNA helicase activity; G-quadruplex RNA binding. The record is from RefSeq and is a predicted model, not a curated record. The transcript is spliced from 18 exons. Bases 67 to 2592 code for a protein of 841 amino acids. Gene Ontology annotation, cellular component: intracellular anatomical structure; cytoplasm. Lineage: Eukaryota; Metazoa; Nemertea; Pilidiophora; Heteronemertea; Lineidae.